This is a messenger RNA of Medicago truncatula (barrel medic), 2635 nucleotides long. RefSeq names its product LEAF RUST 10 DISEASE-RESISTANCE proteinUS RECEPTOR-LIKE PROTEIN KINASE-like 1.5. Gene Ontology annotation, molecular function: ATP binding; protein kinase activity. The transcript has a single exon. The record is from RefSeq and is a predicted model, not a curated record. NCBI's taxonomy places the organism in Eukaryota, Viridiplantae, Streptophyta, Magnoliopsida, Fabales, Fabaceae. Gene Ontology annotation, biological process: protein phosphorylation. The coding region runs from base 228 to 2120 and encodes 630 amino acids.
UGCACAAUUUUGAGUUGAGUGUUUGUCUUUUGUGUGUCCCCUUGCACGUGACCCUCUUUUUUCUCCCAUUUCACUUUUUACUCUUUCUUUCUCCAAAUCCAAGAACCUCCCUACUCACUAGUCUCUACUCUCUACCAUCCCACUCACCUUCCUUGAGAUCCCAUCUUAACCAAUCACCCAUUAAUGACUUCAUCACAUACCACACUUUCACUCUUCACCCAUCAACCAUGUCCUUAACCACUCUUCUCCCCUUCCUCGUCCUUCUACUCUUCCCCACAUCAACACACACAUGUCCUACUAAUAACACAACAAAAACACACCCUUCUCCAUGCCCUCCAUUUCAAUCCACCCCACCUUUUCCUUUCUCCACCACCCCAGGUUGUGGCCACCCUUCUUUUCAACUAACAUGCUCAACCCCUCACUCUUUCAUAACCAUCAACAACCUCACUUUCUCAAUCCUCUCUUACAAACCUAACUCCACUUCAAUCAUCCUCUCACCUCACAACCCCAUUUCACAACAAAACAACAAUACCAAAUGCCCAACAACAUCCUCAAUCCCAAACAAACCCAUAAACCUUUCUAACACACCUUUUACUCUCUCAGAUGAAACAUGCUCACGUCUCUCUUUUCUUCAACCAUGUUCCCCACCAAACCUCCCUAACUGCAGCCACUGUCCUUGGCAAUGCAAACUCAUCAAAAACCCAUCAGAAAUCUUCAAAAGCUGUAGAUCCAUGCAUCAUUCUGUUUCAGACAAUGAACCUAGCUGCCAAAGUGAUGUUCUUGUUUACCUCAAUGAAAUACUAAUCCAAGGUAUUGAACUUGAGUGGGAUGAAGCUUUAACACAAGACACUUACUUCACAAACUGUAAAGAAUGCAUCAACAACAACAAUGGUUUCUGUGGUUUCAAUUCAUCAGACACGAAAAAACAGUUUGUAUGUUAUCAUUUCCAUUCCAAAUCAACUCUUUCACCACCGUGGAUCCACAAAAUGAAGCCUAGCAAAAUCGCUGUUUUUGCUAUUGUUAUCGCUUUUACUUCAUUGAUUCUUUUCCUCUCCGUUGUUAUCUCAAUUCUUCGAUCGAGAAAGGUGAACACAACGGUGGAAGAAGAUCCGACUGCAGUGUUUCUUCACAACCACCGCAACGCGAAUCUUCUUCCACCAGUUUUCACCUACGAUGAACUGAAUAUAUCUACAAACAACUUCGAUCCGAAGAGGAAAAUCGGUGAUGGUGGAUUCGGUUCGGUUUAUUUAGGCAACCUCCGUGACGGAAAACUUGCUGCUGUUAAACAUCUUCACCGGCAUAAUCACACGGCGGCGUUUUCAUCAAAAUCAUUCUGCAACGAGAUUCUCAUUCUCUCUUCUAUUGAUCAUCCAAACCUCGUUAAACUUCACGGUUACUGUAGCGAUCCACGUGGUUUGAUUCUUGUUUACGAUUACGUUCCUAACGGAACCCUAGCGGAGCAUCUUCACGGUUCGAAGAGUAAACGGAAGGGAUACAUGAUGACGUGGCAAACGAGGCUUGAAAUUGCGAUACAAACGGCGUUAGCGAUGGAGUAUCUUCAUUUUUCAGUUAAGCCACCGAUAGUUCAUAGAGAUAUAACUUCGUCAAAUAUUUUUAUUGAGAAAGAUAUGAGAAUUAAAGUUGGUGAUUUUGGGUUGUCUAGGUUGUUAGUUUUGCAAGAAUCAAAUCAAACAACGUCGUCGGGUGGUUUUGUAUGGACUGGCCCACAAGGUACUCCGGGUUAUUUAGACCCGGAUUAUCAUCGGUCUUUUCGGUUGACUGAAAAGAGUGACGUGUAUAGUUUUGGUGUGGUUUUGCUUGAAUUGAUUUCCGGUCUUAAGGCGGUGGAUUAUUGUAGGGAUAAGCGUGAGAUGGCAUUGGCUGAUAUGGUUGUUUCGAGGAUUCAUACGGGUCAGUUGAAAGAGGUACUUGACCCAGUUCUUGACUUGGGUAACGACAAUGAUGCGCUUGAUGCGGUGGGUGCUGUGGCGGAAUUGGCUUUUCGAUGUGUUGCAUCGGAUAAAGACGAUCGACCUGAUUCAAAGGAAGUUGUCGGGGAAUUGAAGCGUGUUCGAUCACGGAUAAGUGGUGGCAUUACUCGGUCCAUGUCUACGACUUAACUUGAAUGAACGAAUAACUUAUUCAGUUUGAUACCACAGUGCGUCAUUGUGAUUUUGACAUAUCCAACGUGAUACCGAAUAUACAAUGUGGCAAAGAAGUGAUGAGUUGUGAACAUGUGGAGUAUGAGUUUGACUCCGUGAGUUUAAAGUUUUCUCUAAGGGUAAAGUGGACCCCACGAUGGAACCAAAACUAAAGUGUACUAUGAUUUUUGUGUAAUUUUAUUGAUGAUGUGUUAAGACUUUGCAACUUUGGAGUUGUGUGCACGUGGGUAUCAAAUUCAAUGUUAUUUGUUACGUAACGUCAAGGGUAAAAGAUGUCAGUGACACCGUACCGGUAUUUAAAUUAAGUAUAGAAGCCUACCCAAAUUGACUCGGCUGAGAAUAUAUGUGGACCAGAGGGAAGGGACCAUUCUAGUUCUUACUUUGCUACUCCAAUUCCAAAUAUCUAGAUUCCUAUUGGGUAAAUGUACAGUACUAUUAUUAUUGAAAUACAUUUCCAUUUUGAAUUUGAAUUA